Messenger RNA from Prunus armeniaca (apricot), 774 nucleotides. Lineage: Eukaryota; Viridiplantae; Streptophyta; Magnoliopsida; Rosales; Rosaceae. The record is from the annotation of a GenBank genome assembly.
AUGUUGGGAAGCGGGGGGGUUUCGGACGGGUACGAGGUCGGCUCAAAGAGACCAAGAAUGAUGGACUCGAAUCCCUACUUCGCAGUGAGCAGCGGCACAAGUGGCUUUCAACCUUACAACUAUGGUGGGGGUUAUCAGCCCCCUGCCUUUCCUGUGGCCCGUCUCAGGGGGCUUCCUUUCAACUGCACUGAUAUCGACAUCUUCAAGUUCUUUGCGGGACUGGAUAUUGUUGAUGUGUUGCUGGUCAACAAGAAUGGACGCUUCUCAGGAGAGGCCUUUGUAGUCUUUGCCGGACCCAUGCAGGUUGAGUUUGCUCUUCAUAGAGAUCGUCAGAACAUGGGGCGGAGGUAUGUCGAAGUUUUCCGGUGCAAGAGGCAGGACUACUACAAUGCUGUUGCAGCGGAGGUAAACUAUGAAGGUAUUUAUGAUAAUGACUAUCAAGGAAGUCCUCCUCCAUCUAAAUCAAAGAGGUUCAGCGACAAGGACCAAAUGGAGUACACUGAGAUAUUGAAGAUGCGCGGUCUCCCCUUCUCUGUUAAAAAAUCUGAAAUUCUUGAUUUUUUUGGAGAAUUCAAGGUUGUAGAAGAUAGGGUGCAUAUUGCUUGCCGCCCGGAUGGAAAAUCUACUGGAGAGGCAUAUGUUGAGUUUGUUUCUGCGGAAGAGGCCAAAAAGGCAAUGUGCAAGGACAAGAUGACAAUUGGGUCGAGGUAUGUGGAGCUGUUUCCAUCGACACCAGAUGAAGCUAGACGGGCUGAAUCCAGAUCAAGGCAGUGA